AUGAAAGUCAUGAAAGAGAAAAGUGAGUGUGUGUCCCUGUCUCCGACAGGGGACUGUGUACCUUCCCCCCCAGAGUGUGAGAGGGUGUGCGUGUUUGGGACGGGUGACCUGGGGCGCUCUCUGGGCUUGCGUCUGCUGCAGGCAGGGCACGGGGUGCUGUUCGGCAGCCGGCGGCCCAAAAGCUGCCGUCUCCUGCCCCACGGAGCUCAGGUCCUGUGCCAUGCUGCAGCUGCCCAGUCAACCCGUCUGAUCUUCAUCGCUGUCCAGAGAGAACACUAUGACUUCCUGGUACCACUGGCCAAUCAGCUAAAGGGGAAGGUUUGUAUGGACCUCAGUAACAACUUGAGGACGAAUCAGUACCCAGAGGCCAACGCAGAAUACCUGCAAAGUCUGGUCCCUGGAGCUGAGGUGGUUAAAGGCUUCAACACCCUGUCUGCCUGGGCUUUGCAGAAUGGACCACUGGCCGGGAAACAGAUGAAAGCCAAUAAGACCACUCCAUUUGACUUUGACAACACAGAGGCCUGGGGCACAGACUCCUUCUAUGUCCUGGGGAUCCUGGGCUUCUGUCUCUACGUCCUGCUGGGGAUCACGUCCCUGCCCUCUGUAGGAGCAGCUCUCAGCUGGAGGGAGUUCAGCUUCGUACAGUCCAAGCUGGGUCACCUGACUCUGCUGUUGUGUACGGCUCACACCUACCUGUAUGGCUGGAACAAGUUCCUGCGUUCCUCCACCUACAAGUGGUACACCCCACCAGGCUACAUGCUGUGUCUGGUGCUUCCCUCUGUGGUGCUGCUGCUCAAGCUGCUGCUCAUCACCCCUUGUGUGGACCGAACCAUCACCCGCAUACGCCAGGGCUGGGAGAGGGGCGUGGCAGGGGGGCAGGAGACGAAAAUCAGCCCACUGAAAAUAAUUACUGUGAUAAAUGGUUGUUUUUACAUACCUUAG
Molecule: messenger RNA, 942 nt
Organism: Salmo salar (Atlantic salmon)
Lineage: Eukaryota; Metazoa; Chordata; Actinopteri; Salmoniformes; Salmonidae
Product: metalloreductase STEAP4-like
Biological process (GO): copper ion import
Cellular component (GO): endosome; plasma membrane
Molecular function (GO): cupric reductase (NADH) activity; ferric-chelate reductase (NADPH) activity
Source: RefSeq, a predicted model, not a curated record